Messenger RNA from Sparassis crispa, 4794 nucleotides. RefSeq lists its product as hypothetical. Lineage: Eukaryota; Fungi; Basidiomycota; Agaricomycetes; Polyporales; Sparassidaceae. The transcript has 4 exons. The record is from RefSeq and is a predicted model, not a curated record. The coding region runs from base 1 to 4794 and encodes 1597 amino acids. Gene Ontology annotation, molecular function: catalytic activity.
AUGCAACAACGAAUACGCAACUACGGGAAGAGCCGCGGAAAUGAGAACGCUAACGCGAGCGCUUGCCCGGCUCGCUCCUCGGACACCAAACUAAUGCAGUCCCUCGUCGCACUAGCCUGGUACUCGGAACUGAUUGUCCAAGAGCACAGUGCAGUCAAGGCCAUGUCGAGCAUCUGCUCUCGCCUUGAGCAAUACCAGGUAAAACUGGAAAAGACAGCUGAAGCAGCUACAGAGGCACAUGCACAGGUCAAACUCGGGACGGACAGACUAUCUAACCUCUCGCAACAGCUAGAACAGGAUGCCGCCAAUAUCAGGGAGACCCACCUAGGUCUACGGACCAUCUCCGACAAUUUCGACAGCAUAGUUGCCGACGCCGGACAGUCCAUGAGGGAGGCCGCUGAGACCUUCAUUGAAGCACACAAGCCCGACCACACUCCGCAGGUAAGCAACAUUUCCCAACCCGCAUCACUGACCUAUGCCGCAGCAGCCAGCCAAGCCCUCCCCGCCACGCAUGCACAGACCUUAGCCAGAGAAAAAACCCGUGCCUGCCAGGUCAUCGUUGACGGAGCUACUUGUAAGCACGCUGACAGCACAGGCCUGAACGAGGACGAACUCCUCGCCAAGGCAAACACUGCGACCGACCUAAUGGGAGUGGCGCGGUCAGAUGCCCCCCCGGACUUCAAAUUUAAAUCAGUCAACUGCAUGCGCAACGGAGGAAUUGCUUACACCUUAGACAGCCCAGAAUCAGCUAAGUGGCUUCGUACUCCCGACGUGAUGAAAAGCUUCUUAGAACACUUUGGUGACCAGGCCUCCCGCGUGAAGGCGCACAUGUACUCGGUCCUCAUCGAGUUUGUCCCUGUAGCUUGCAACCCAGACAACAGUGGCUACCUCCGGGUCAUUGAGGGCUCCAACAACCUCAACCCGAACGUGAUAGAAGAAGCCCGCUGGAUUAAACCCCCAGAAUGCAGAGUGAAGGGUCAAAAAGUCGCUCACCUCAUCGUACGCUUCAAUAAUCCGAAGGCCGCUAACCGCGCUAUAUGCAACGGUCUCGUUAUAGCCAGUAAGCAGGUCUCGGCGAGAAAGCUAAUCCGAGAGCCCCGCCGCUGCCUGAAGUGUCAGCAGAUCGGAGUCCCACACCUAGCUAGUGACUGCAAACAGAUCCACGACACCUGCGGGAACUGUGCCUCAAUCUCCCACAGGACCUCUGCGUGCGAGGCAGACCCUACAGACUUCAGAUGCAGCAACUGUAUCCGGGCAGGACGUGUGAAUGCGGAUCAUGCAGCUUGGGACUGUGACUGUCCGGUUUUCCUGGAGCACUGUUGCCGCAUGGAAGAACGCCAACCAGAGGCGAAGUACCGCUUCUUCCCCACUGAAGACCCAUCUACCUGGGAACUAACAGGACAGCCACUGAUGCCAGCCGCUCCCCCCUACCGCCGCAUCCCUACGCCCGAGCGUAAGGAGCCACCAUUGCAGAACUGGGCAGAUGAGGCAGAUAACCUCUACCCACAACCCAACCUUUUCCCUCGCCCAUCACAGGCCCGCCGGGCCAGCGAAGCAAGAAGCUCCCAGAAUGCAUCACAGCCACGGCCCCAACUCCACCAGACAUUCAUACACCGCUCGGGCUCCCGGGCAUCAUUCAAGAUCUCAUAUGGCAGAGAUUCCCCCCUGAACCUGAACAAGUCGCUCACAGCACAAUCAGCCUUCAUCAAUUCCUUUUCCACCUCCGACUUCGACAUCGUUCUCUUACAGGAACCAUACCUCGAUCCCCGCACCUCCCUCACUCGUGCUACAUCACACUGGAUAGUGGUAUAUCCCCAUACCCACUACUCUGAAGCUAGAGAACGCACACGCUCCGUCAUCUUUGUCGACUCCCCGGACAUUACUGCCAUCUCCCUGCGCACUGUGUCCGGCCCACUACACAUCUUCAACAUCUACAAUGACCAACAUCACCAGGACUCCAUCAAUCUACUCGCGCAAGCCACCAUGCAACUCGCACAACCAGGAGAAGCGGAAGCGAACGUAAUAUGGGCAGGAGAUUUCAACCGACAUCACCCCAUGUGGGACGAGGAACGGAACCAUCACCUUUUCACCCAGGAAGCUCUGACGAUGGCCCAGCCCCUUCUCGACAACAUUGCAGCCUUUGACCUCACAAUGCUCCUCGCCCACAGCACACCAACGCUGGAAGCAUCACUUACAAAGAACUACACGCGCCCUGACAACAUCUUCACCUCCUCAGACACGGCCAGCCAGCUCUUGUCAUGUGACACCAUCCCCACACUCCACCCUCCAUUCACCGACCACAUUCCCAUCUCACUUACACUGGACGUCUCCACACACACAAUGCAGGAGGGCCCACGUCGGAACUUCUGCGAGGUUGAUUGGGAGGAUUUUCGCUCGUGCUUGAAGAGCAACCUGAGCUCCCGCAUGCUUGGGGAAGGGGAGAUCUCUACUCCAGAGCAGUUCAACACUGUCCUGAAGAACUUGACAGAUGCCAUCACUGCGACGAUUGAAGAAAAGGUCCCACUCUCGAAACCAAUGCCGUUCACAAAGCGUUGGUGGUCCAAAGACCUCACCAAGUCUCAGAAAUGUGUACAACGCCUUGCACGAACCUCCCACAAAUUCCAGCACAUUGCAGACCACCCAUCGCACACGGAAUACCGCAAGACAUGCAACCGAUAUGGUGAGGAGAUCAAGUCUGCCAAACAAGACCACUGGGAGGCGUGGCUGGAGUCUGCAGACCCAGACUCUAUCUGGACGAUCAACCGAUUCACUUCAGCAGGACCGACAGAUGGUAGCCGACCGCGAGUGCCCCCACUGAGGGAAGGUGGUGAGCCACCUGUAGAUGACAACGCAGCCAAGAGCGCAAUUCUGUACAAGACCUUCUUUCCACCCCCGGGUCCCCCACCGACCAUACCCAAUGGCCACAGAUAUGGACGCCCUGCAUUCCGCUUCUCCCCUAUCACAGAUGCACAGAUCGAGGCCGUUAUCAAGAAGCUGCGUGAUCACAGGGCACCGGGGCCGGACGGCGCUCCUAAUAAGGUAUACAGACACUGCAUAGCCUUACUCCUUCCACAUCUAGGUCAUCUCUUCCAUGGAACCUUCAACCUGCAGGUCUACCCUACUGAAUGGAAGACAUCGAACACAGUGGCCCUACGGAAGCCUGGCCGCCCAGACUACUCCGUAGCCAAAUCCUACCAUCCUAUCAUGCUCCUUAACUGCAUCGGUAAGAUCCUAUCUGCGUGUGUUGCUAACAUCCUUGUCUACGAAUCAGAAGCACACAACCUCCUUGCCCGCAACCACUUCGGAGGUCGCCCAGGCCGACACACCACAGACUCUCUCCACCUGCUGGUCAAAUCUGUCAAGGAUGCGUGGAGACAAGGGAAAGUAGUUUUCAUCCUCUUCCUGGACGUCAAAGCUGCCUUCCCCAGCGCAAGCCUAGACCGCCUUUUCCACAAUAUAAUUCUCUUCGACGACUUCAAAUCGGCACUCUUCGAGAUCCUCAGUGACAUAGACCAAGGCUGCCCCCUCUCCGUCAUCCUUUAUGAGUUCUACAACUCUGAUCUCUUUGAGAUCGCCUACAGGGUCCCCCACUCACUAGUGCUUGGUUACAUUGACGAUGCAGCGAUCAUUGCCACAGGAAAGGACUACACAGAAACACACGCUACGCUCUGCAGCUACAUGAAUGGUCGUAACGGCGCGAUGACAUGGUCUAACACCCACCAGUCGGAAUUCUCACUCGACAAGUUCGGCCUCCUCAACAUGUCUGCAACAUCGCACGACCCGGGCCAGUCACUCCGACUCUGUGCGGCAACAAUCGAACCUGCAGAGUCGCACAAAUUCCUGGGCAUCAUCAUCGACCGCCGCCUCCGAUUCCACGAACAACAUGCAGGGGCACUAGCGAAAGGCACCGCCUGGAUACAGCAGUUCCGACGUCUUGCCAGAGCCUCUGGUGGCAUACCCUUCUCACACAUGCGACACCUCUACCUUAGCAUAGCGGUUCCACGCUUACUAUAUGCAGCAGACGUGUUUCUCACCCCCAUCAGAAAAGUCCCAGGCCGAAAGACGAUGUACGGAUCUGUCGGUGCGAUCAAGCUGAUGUCACGAGUGCAACGCCAAGCUGCUCUCCUUAUCACAGGUGCAAUGAGAAUGACGGCGAGCGACAUGCUGGACACACAUGCCAACCUCCUUCCAUUCCCACUCCUGGUCGACAAGCACUGCCACCGCGCAGCUGUCCAUCUGUGCACUCUCCCUCCGGAACACCCGCUACAUGUGCAUGUGAAGACAGCAAGCACACGCUUUGUCAAGCACCACCAGUCCCCAAUCCAUGAACUCCUCCAUGCCUACCAACUACAGCCGGACACCAUCGAGACGAUCUCCCCGGCCCGCUUCCCGCCAGCAUGGUCUCCCCCCUUCCAAGUCUCCAUCGCUGGCAGCAAAGAUGAUGCCCUGAAGGACGAAGCCCGAUGGGCAGGAAAACAAGGCAUCCAUGUCUACUCAGAUGGAUCGGACAUUGACGGGAGAGUCGGAGCGGCCGCCGUGCUGUACAGACGAGACCGUGCGGCCCCCAAGACCCUGCGUUUCUACCUCGGAAAGUCCACAGAGCACACAGUAUACGAAGCAGAGGACGUCGGCCUCAUCCUGGCCGUCAAGCUACUCCACAACGAGUUCAUUGUCUACACUGCCUCGUGUGCAGCAGACAAUAAGGCAGCAGUACGAGCAACUCAACUACGACGCCCCGCCCCCAGUCACUACCUCCUUGACAUGCUGCACGAGGACAUCAAACGACUCAUCUGA